Nannochloropsis gaditana CCMP526 is the source of this 846-nucleotide messenger RNA. Its product is annotated as short chain dehydrogenase. Bases 28 to 807 code for a protein of 259 amino acids. The record is from RefSeq and is a predicted model, not a curated record. Gene Ontology annotation, molecular function: oxidoreductase activity. The transcript is spliced from 2 exons.
AACAGAAGAAAGGAGUUGCGAUAAAUCAUGACGGCGGGCAAAUAUCUGGUUAUUGGGGGAACGGGGGGAAUCGGACGCAUGCUAGCAAAUCGACUGGUGAUGAAAUAUCACAAGGUGCAUUUGAUCUCGCGCCACCAGGAUCAGCUAAAUCAUCUGGCGUCCUCGUUACACGCGCCUGGAGACACAGGAACGCACACGGGAGUGGAAGGAACUGUGGGCUUCACCGACGUGGACGUGACGGACACGGCAGCCCUCGAGAAAGCCAUCAAAGGGAUGGGCCCGCUCAACGGCCUUGCCUACUGCGUGGGGAGCAUCAACCUGAAGCCCCUUAAGGCCACCACAUCCGACGACUUCCUUCAGGCCUUCAUGCUCAACACUUUAGGCGCCGCCACCGCCAUCCGCGCCGCGCUGCCAGGCCUAAGCGCCCAGUAUAAGAAAAGCGGGGAGGCCGGUAGCGUCGUCCUCUUCUCCUCCGUGGCCGUGCAGCAAGGGUUUCCCAACCACGCCAUCAUUAGUGCCUGCAAAGGCGGCGUCGAGGGCUUGACACGCGCCCUCGCCGCCGAGCUCGCUCCCUCCGUCCGCGUCAACGCUGUGGCCCCAUCCUUAACAGAUACGCCGCUCGCCCAGGUCCUGACCCGGUCGCAGCCCAUGAAGGAGGCGAUCGCCAAGGCCCACCCCAUCCCCCGGCUCGGUCGCGGAGACGACGCAGCGGCAGCGGCGGCUUUUCUCUUGGACAACUCGGAGUCGUCCUGGAUAACGGGGCAGAUUGUGGGCGUGGACGGAGGGCGGUCGGUGGUACGAAAAUGAGGAGGAAGGGGCCUAGAAGAGGGGAGACGAGGACAGAGG